AUGAAGUUCCAAUCCAUCAUCACCUUGGUGCCCCUCCUGUCGCCAACCAUUGCGGUCUCGGUGCAAGAAGUCACACAGCAGAUUUCUAGAAGGCAUCUUUCGAUCAAAUCCGACGCCAAAAGUGGGAGAGUACCGUGGCCUGGUGGGGAAGUCACCUGGUGCAUCGACAAUCCUCGGGAUUAUCCCGACUACAAGGUGUUCAUAGACAUGGCAGCAAGCGCCAUAAAUUUGUGGAUGAAGGCUCUGGGAGACGAUACUAGCCUUGAGGUCUCGCCUUCAGACAACGCAAAGCCGGAAUGCGACUCGGACAACGCCGGCGACAUGCUCCGUAUCAGAUUGAACAACAAAGACAACAACCAAGCGUAUGUAGGGUUCACGAAGGGAAACAACUAUAUGGAUUUCGACCCUUUUCGAGCGGAGUCGAAAAUCAGUCUGGUCGCGAAACUGGCACACGAGUUCGGCCACGUCUUCGGCUUGUAUCACGAACACCAGGAUCCCACGACCUGGGGAGAGCUGAAGAUCAACUACGAGAAUCUGAGGGACUGGAAGAAGUUCGAAAAGAAUGGGAAAAAGAUGGAUCACAAAACAGCCUCGGAAGCUGGCUUUUCGGCCGCGAAUCUGCUGCCUUAUGAUAAGAUAGCGUUGCCUGGGAUGGACUCGGACGGUCGUCUUGACUGGAAGUCAAUCAUGUUAUACCCCUCGGAAAAUUACGCCAAGAACCCAAAGAAAGGCGCGCUGGUCAAGGCCAAUGGCCAGUUGAUCCAGAGAAAUCUCAAGCCAUCGAAGAAGGACGCCAAAAGAGUUUGUGAGCUCUACCCGGCUUCAAAUGACGAGUCGGACGACUAG
Molecule: messenger RNA, 846 nt
Organism: Anthostomella pinea
Lineage: Eukaryota; Fungi; Ascomycota; Sordariomycetes; Xylariales; Xylariaceae
Source: the annotation of a GenBank genome assembly